Messenger RNA from Solea senegalensis (Senegalese sole), 3645 nucleotides. RefSeq names its product Rap guanine nucleotide exchange factor 4a (gene rapgef4a). The record is from RefSeq and is a predicted model, not a curated record. Gene Ontology annotation, cellular component: plasma membrane. Bases 1 to 3105 code for a protein of 1034 amino acids. Gene Ontology annotation, biological process: positive regulation of GTPase activity; Ras protein signal transduction. Gene Ontology annotation, molecular function: guanyl-nucleotide exchange factor activity. Lineage: Eukaryota; Metazoa; Chordata; Actinopteri; Pleuronectiformes; Soleidae. The transcript is spliced from 32 exons.
AUGGUAGCAGCGCACACUUCCUCACAUUCAUCGGAAUCUGCCGAGUGGAUUAUUUGUCUGGACAAGAGACCUGCGGAGCGCACUGGAGAAGAUGUGGACAUAAUCCUUGCACGUCUGAAGAAUGUGAAGGCCUUUGAGAGAUUCCAUCAUCGUUUGCUGCAGCAGAUUUGCCUGUGUGGAUUCUAUGAGUGCUUAGAGAAAGGCAUCACCUUAUAUCGCCAAGGAGACAUUGGCACCAAUUGGUAUGCGGUCCUGUCUGGUUCGCUGGAUGUGAAAGUGUCUGAGACGUCAAGUCAUCAGGAUGCUGUUACGAUAUGCACACUGGGGACUGGCACGGCUUUUGGAGAAUCGAUCCUGGAUAACACUCCCAGGCAUGCCACCAUUGUCACACGGGAGUCCAGCGAGCUCCUGCGCAUCGAACAGAGGGAGUUCAGGUCUAUGUGGGAGAGAUAUCAUCAGUGCAUGGCUGGACUCCUCGCCCCGCCCUAUGGUGUGAUGGACAGUGAUUGUAGUGCUGGCAAAAUGCCGGAUAAAGAGAACAUGAGCAACAACUCCUUUGCUUCCAUCUCCAAACAUCAGAAUAAGAAGUCAUUCAUUGAAAGCCCCGCCAAAUCCAACCCUAAAUGCAUUUCACAGGUGCCCUCGGAGAAGAUCUUGCGUGCUGGGAAGAUUCUCCGUACCGCCAUUCUCUGUAAGGCGCCUCACAUGAUCCGUGACAGGAAAUACCAUCUGAAAACAUUUAGGCAGUGUUGUGUGGGGACAGAGUUGGUGGAAUGGCUAAUGCAGCAGAGCUCAUGCGUCCUCUCCCGUGCUCAGGCUGUGGGCAUGUGGCAGGUGCUGCUGGAAGAAGGUGUUCUCAACCAUGUGGACCAGGAGCUGAGCUACCAGGACAAGUACCUUUUCUACCGCUUCCUGGAUGAUGAACAGGAGGACGCCCCUUUACCCAGCGAGGAGGAGAAGCAGGAGAGCCAAGAGGAGCUGCAGGACACGCUGCUCCUCCUCUCACAGAUUGGACCUGACGCCCAUAUGAGGAUGAUUCUGAGGAAACAUCCAUCUGAAAGAACAGCAGAUGAUUUGGAGAUCAUUUAUGAAGAGCUACUCCAUAUAAAGGCUUUAUCUCAUCUGUCCACCACUGUAAAAAGGGAACUGGCAGGAGUGCUGGUCUUUGAGUCCCAUGCAAAGACAGGAACGUUGUUGUUCAGUCAAGGUGAGGAGGGCACGUCAUGGUACAUUAUUGUGAAGGGCUCAGUCAAUGUUGUCAUCUACGGAAAAGGUGUUGUUUGCACACUUCAUGAGGGAGACGACUUUGGGAAGCUGGCUCUCGUCAACGACGCCCCCCGCGCUGCUUCCAUUGUCCUGCGAGAAGACAACUGUCACUUCCUGAGAGUCGACAAGGAGGACUUCAACAGGAUUUUGAGGGAUGUGGAGGCAAACACUGUGCGUCUAAAGGAGCAUGGUCAGGAUGUUCUGGUGUUAGAGAAGAGCCUCUGCAGCAGUCGGACCUCGGUUCAUGGAGCCUCAUCCUCCCAUUACAAAUACAAGGUAAUGUCGGGGACGCCGGAGAAGAUUUUGGAGCACCUCCUUGAAAUGAUGCGAUUGGAUUCUCAGUUCACAGAGUCAGAGCUUCUUCUCUCUCUUUCUGUCACAGACUCGGCCUUAGACGACUUUGUGCUCACCCACUGUGUCUUCAUGCCAAACAAUCAACUGUGUCCAGUGUUGAUGGCUCACUACCAUGCCCAGGCCGUGCAGGGCUCUGAGCAGGAAAAGCUGGAUUACACACUCAACAACAAACGCAGGGUGAUCCGCCUGGUAAUGCAAUGGGCAGACGUCCACGGAUAUCACCUGCAGGAGGAGGACGUCUCUAUGACCUUCCUACGGGAGUUUUUCAUGGCAGUGUCUGAUGAUGCCAAAACGACUCCCUCUCUCAGUGAUCAACUAACAGAGCUGGGGAGAAUUGUAAAGCACAACACUGAAGAUUCCAGAGUCGCACAGAAAAAGCACAAAGUCAUACUGCGGCAGUUUGGCAUGGGGAAUGAAAAGCUUCAGAAACGUCAGCCCAUUAAGAGUAAUGAUGAAAUUCUGUUUAAAGUCUACUGCUGUGACCAUACAUACACCACAAUCAGGGUUCCUGUGGCCACAUCAGUCAGGGAGGUCAUCGGUGCCGUGGCCGACAAGCUGGGGUCAGCAGAGGACCUGCUCCUGGUCAGCCUCAGUUCGGCAGGAGAGAAAGUGAUCUUCAAAUCCAAUGAUGUAUCCGUGUUCUCCACUCUCAGCACAAACGGACGACUGUUUGCCUGCCAAAGGGACCAGCUGGAUUCUUUGACCCCGUUACCUGAGCAGGAGGGUCCCUCCAUAGGGUCACUGGCCACUUUUGAGUUGAUGAGCUCUAAAGAUGUGGCCUAUCACAUGACCUCCUAUGACUGGGAGCUUUUCCACUGUGUACAUGAGCUUGAACUCAUCUACCACACAUUUGGGAGACAGAACGUCAAGAAAACCACCGUGAACCUGGAUCUGUUCCUGAGGAGGUUUAAUGAAAUUCAGUUUUGGGUGAUCACGGAGGUGUGCCUGUGUUCUCAGCUCAGCAAGAGGGUUCAACUUCUCAAGAAGUUCAUCAAGAUCGCUGCCCACUGCAAAGAGUACAAGAAUCUAAAUUCCUUCUUUGCUGUCAUUAUGGGGCUGAGUAACCCUGCAGUGAGCCGGCUGACUCAGACCUGGGAGAAACUUCCCAGCAAAUUCAAGAAGUUUUACAGUGAAUUUGAAAACUUGAUGGACCCGUCCAGGAACCACCGAGCAUAUCGACUGACAGUUGCCAAACUGGAGCCUCCCAUCAUUCCCUUCAUGCCACUGCUGAUCAAAGACACAACCUUUACUCAUGAGGGCAACAGAACCUUUAUUGACACUUUGGUCAAUUUUGAAAAGAUGCGGAUGAUCGCUAACACAGUGAAGAUAAUGAGACACUGUAGGAGCCAGCCAUUCAGUCCAGAUUCACCUCUGGCCAGUAAAACACACCCAGAGGUUCAGACUUACGUUCGUCAGCUCAGCGUGAUCGACAACCAACGGACACUAACUCAGCUCUCUCAUGGACUUGAGCCUCCCAGGUCUUAAAAUCCUCUCAGGGACAGAAAUGUUAAUGUCUGCUGCUUCAUUAUAUGACGUUGUUUGUACAGUGGGAUGAACUACGAGGACCUAAUCAUGGAUCAAAUGCUUUUGCCUGACUCGUUUAGCCUUUGAUUUUCAAUAACUUCCGAUAUUAUUAGAGCUGUAAUUGCUGGUGCUGCAGAACCUCUCAUAUCACUGUGCUGUAGAAAACACGAUCAUUCCCAACUCAAACAACAAGGAUCAUUGAAGGAACUAGAGAAGAUUUCUGUGUUGAAUUUCAGCUGAUAAUUGUACACUGUGUGAUGUUUAUGCUUUCAAAAUGUUGUCACAAUUAUCUUCCUAAUAUCCAGCUAUUUCAUAACUUUUGUAUGAGACACUAUUUAUAUGUAUAUUUAAAUUAUUUUGUGUUUUUAAAUUUAUUUUGACAUUCAGCAUGCACAGGAUUAUGAUAACUGUUUGACUUUGUAUUGAUGUGAGCACAUUUUACUCGUCUGAAUGUCUAAAAAAAACAUGUGUCUGCUGUAAAUAUUAAAUAUUUUAGAUGUA